AUGGCACAACCACUUAAGUGCUCAGAACUUUUUUCACUUACUAACUAUGGAGUUUCUCCUGGUACCAUAUCAUUUACAAAUGUUACUAUGGAAUCGGACAAAUUUAUUGUAUGUAGAGAUUCAAUUAACAAUGAACAUCAAGUUAUAAUUUUUGAAACAGGAGAUCCAAGUAAAAAUUUUAGAAGACCAAUUAAAGCUGAAUCUGCUAUUAUGAACCCAGAAAAAAAAGUUUUGGCAUUAAAGUGUGGAAAGACUCUUCAGAUUUUUGAUAUGGAAAAUAAGGCAAAACUUAAAACAUACCAAGCUCCUGAUGAGGUUAUUUAUUGGAAAUGGAUAAGUCCUAAUACUAUUGGUAUGGUAACAGAGACAACAGUCUAUCAUUGGAGUUUAGAAGGCACAGCUAAUCCUGUUAAGAUGUUUGAUAGACAUACAACAUUAAAUGGACAUCAAAUUAUUAAUUAUGCUCAAAACCCUGAUGAAAAAUUUUUGUUGUUAGUUGGUAUUGCUGCUAAAGAAAAUAGAGUAACAGGGCAGAUGCAAUUAUAUAGUAUUGAAAGAAAAGUUUCACAGGCAAUUGAAGGUCAUGCUGGUGCUUUUAUGAAAUAUAAGAUGGAAGGAAAUCCUGAUUUUUCUAAUUUGGUUGCUUUCUCUUGUCGAAAUGCCAGUGGUGGAAGACUACAUAUUCUUGAACUUGGAAAUCCUGCAUCUGGUAAUCAACCAUUUCAAAAGAAAACUGUUGAAAUACAAUUCCCAACAGAUGCUGGCAUAGCUGGAGAUUUUCCAAUCUCUAUGCAAUGUUCAUCAAAAGAAGGUUUUGUUUAUACAAUAACCAAACAUGGUUACGUUUAUGUUCAUGAAGCUGAAAGUGGAUUGUUGAUUUCAGCUACACGUGCUUCAACAGAAACUUUCUUUAUCUCGACACUAAAUGAAACGACAAAUGGAAUUAUUGGUAUUAAUCGUCGCGGUCAGGUAAUGUCAAUUUAUUUGGACAAAGAUGUUAUGGUACCAUAUGUUAGUAACACUCUUCAAAAUCCUGAUUUGGCGUUACGUUUAUCUACACGUUGUGAUUAUCCUCAUGCAGAGGAGUUGUUUGUAAAGAAAUUUAAUCUUCUUUUCUCUAAUGGAAAUUACAUGGAAGCUGCUAAGGUUGCUGCAACAGCACCAAAAGAAAUUUUAAGAACACCACAAACAAUUCAAAAAUUAGCUUCUGUUCCAGCUGGACAGGGUAAUCAAAAUCCAUUCUUAACAUAUUUCAGUAUCUUACUUGAGAAAGGAAGUCUUAAUAAAUAUGAAACAUUAGAGUUGGUAAAACCAGUUGUAAAGCAAAACAGAAAACCAUUAGUUGAAAAAUGGUUAGGAGAAAAUAAACUUGAAUGUUGUGAAGAACUUGGUGAUUUAAUUAGACCUUUAGAUACAAAUUUGGCUCUUUCAAUUUAUUUAAGAGGUGGUGUACCUCAUAAGGUUGUUCAAUGUUUUGCUGAAACCGGACAAUUUGAUAAGAUUAUUUUGUAUGCCAAAAAAAUUGGAUUUACACCAGAUUAUCUUUUUCAGCUUCGUCAAGUAUUAAGAACAAAUCAAGAAAUGGCUGGGAAAUUUGCUAAGAUGCUUGUAUCUGAGGGAGAAAAUGGAGAACCAUUAGUUGAUGUUAACCAAAUUGUUGAUUGUUUCUCUGAAGUUAAUGCUGUUCAACCUUGUACCUCUUUUCUUUUAGAAGUUUUAAAGGAUAACAAACCUGAGGAGGGACAUCUUCAAACGAAAUUAUUAGAGAUGAAUCUUCAAUAUGCUCCUCAAGUAGCAGAUGCAAUUUUUGCUAAUGAAAUGUUUUCUCAUUAUGAUAGAAAUUACAUUGGAACAUUAUGUGAAAAAUAUGGUUUAUACCAAAGAGCACUUGAACAUUAUAAUGAUAUUUAUGACAUAAAAAGAUCUGUUGUCAAUACUCAUCUUCUUAAACCUGAUUGGUUAAUUAAUUAUUUUGGAACACUUUCUGUUGAUGAUUCUCUUGAAUGUUUAAAGGCAAUGCUUCAAACUAAUAUAAGACAAAAUCUUCAAAUUGUUGUACAAAUUGCAUCAAAAUAUCAUGAACAAUUGGGAGUUGAUAAGAUUAUUAGUAUAUUUGAAUCUUUUAAAAGUUACGAAGGACUUUUCUAUUUCCUUGGUUCAAUUGUUAAUUUUUCACAGGAUCCAGAUGUUCAUUUCAAGUAUAUUGAAGCUGCCACACGUACUGGGCAAAUUAAAGAGGUUGAAAGAAUUUGUCGUGAAUCGAAUUGUUACGAUCCAGAAAGAGUUAAAACAUUUUUAAAGGAAUCUAAAUUACAAGAUCAACUUCCAUUAAUUAUUGUUUGUGAUCGUCAUGAUAUGGUACAUGAUUUGAUUCUUUAUCUUUACAAGAAUAGUCUUCAAAAGUAUAUUGAAAUAUUUGUUGCUAAAGUUAACCCAACACGUCUUCCAAUUGUUGUUGGAGCUCUUCUUGAUGUUGAUUGUUCUGAAGAUGCUAUUAAGCAACUUAUAAUUAAUACUCGUGGUAAAUUUGAUAUUGAUGAAUUAGUUGGAGAAGUAGAAAAAAGAAAUCGUCUUAAACUUCUUGUUCCAUGGCUUGAGUCUCGUGUUCAUGAAGGUGCUACUGAUUCAGCUACUCAUAAUGCACUUGCUAAAAUUUAUAUUGAUUCAAAUAAUAAUCCUGAUAGAUUCCUUAAAGAAAACCCAUACUAUGAUUCAAAAGUUGUUGGAAAAUAUUGUGAAAAAAGAGAUCCUCAUUAUGCUUUUGUUGCUUAUGAACGUGGUAAAUGUGAUGAAGAAUUAAUUGCUGUAUGUAAUGAAAAUUCUUUAUUCAAAAAUCUUGCUCGUUAUUUAGUUAGAAGACGUGACAUGGAUCUUUGGGCUACCGUAUUAAUUGAGGAAAAUCCAUAUCGUAGACAAUUGAUUGAUCAAGUUGUUCAGACUGCUUUAUCAGAAACCCAAGAUUCUGAGGAUAUCUCACAAACUGUUAAAGCUUUUAUGGCAGCUGAUUUGCCAAAUGAACUUAUUGAAUUACUUGAAAAAAUUGUUCUUGAUAAUGCUGCAUUUGCAGAUCACAGAAAUCUUCAAAAUCUUUUAAUUUUAACUGCUAUCAGAGCAGAUGCUUCUCGUGUCAUGGAGUAUAUUCAAAAACUCGAUUCUUAUGAUGCACCAGAAAUUGCUAAUGUUGCUAUUAAUAGUAACCUUUAUGAGGAAGCCUUUGCUAUUUUUAAGAAAUUUGAUGUUAAUACAUCGGCUAUUAAUGUUUUAAUUGAAAACGUUGGAAAUUUAGAUCGUGCUUAUGAAUAUGCCGAACGUUGUAAUGAACCAGGUGUUUGGGGCGCUCUUGCUAAAGCACAAUUGAAACAAAAUAUGGUCAAAGAAGCAGUUGAUUCAUUUAUUAAAGCUGAUGAUCCAUCUUCUUUCAUAGAAGUAGUUAAAGUUUGUACUGAAACAGAUCAUUGGGAUGAUAUGGUUAAAUAUCUUCAAAUGGCUCAUAAGAAAUCACGUGAAGCUUUUAUUGAAACAGAAUUAUGUUUUGCUUAUGCUAAAACAAACAGAUUAUCUGAUUUGGAUGCAUUUAUUAAUAGUCCAAAUCAUGCUAGUAUUCAACAAGUUGGUGAUAGAUGUUUUGAUCAAGAAUUAUAUGAAGCAGCUAAACUUUUAUAUAAUAAUAUUAGCAAUAAUGCUAAACUUGCUUGUACUUUAGUUAAAUUAAAUGAUUUCCAAGCUGCUGUUGAUGCUGCAAGAAAAGCUAAUAGUACAAAGACAUGGAAACAAGUUUGUUUUGCAUGUGUAGAUAAUAAAGAAUUUAGAUUAGCUCAAAUUUGUGGGCUUAAUAUCGUUGUACAUGCUGAUGAAUUAAGUGAUUUGAUUAAUUAUUAUACAAAUUAUGGAUAUUUUGAAGAAUUAAUUUCACUUUUAGAGGCUGCACUUGGUUUGGAACGUGCUCAUAUGGGAAUGUUUACAGAAUUAGCUAUUUUAUAUAGUAAAUUUAAACCUGAAAAACUUAGAGAACACUUAGAAUUAUUCUGGUCUCGUGUUAAUAUUCCUAAAGUUCUUAAAGCUUGUGAAGCAGCUCAUUUAUGGUCAGAUUUGGUAUUUUUAUAUGAUAAAUAUGAGGAGUAUGAUAAUGCUGUAAUAACUGUUAUUAAUCAUCCAACAGAAGCAUGGAGAGAACAACACUUUAAAGAAAUGAUACAAAAAGUUGCUAAUGUUGAAUUAUUUUACAAAGCUAUGAGUUUCUACUUAGAUUAUAAGCCAAAUCUUUUGAAUGAUCUUCUUAAUGUACUUACACCAAGACUUGAUCAUUCACGUGCAGUUUCUUUCUUUACAAAACUUAAUCAAUUACCACUUGUCAAACCAUAUCUUAAACAAGUUCAAACAUUAAAUAAUAAAUCUAUCAACGAAAGUCUCAACAAUCUUUAUAUUGAGGAGGAAGAUUUUGAAAGUUUAAAGUCUAGUAUUGAUGCAUAUGACAACUUUGAUAAUAUUGCUUUAGCACAAAAACUUGAAAAUCAUGAAUUAGUUGAAUUUAGGCGUAUUUCAGCAUACCUAUUUAAAAGAAAUAAUAGAUGGGCUCAAUCAAUUGAAUUAUGUAAGAAAGAUAAUUUGUAUAAAGAUGCAAUGGAGUAUGCUGCUGAAAGUAAAAAUCCAGAAACAGCUGAAGCAUUGAUAAGAUUCUUUGUUGAGGAAAAAUUAUAUGACUCUUUUGCUGCAGCACUUCAUCAAUGUUAUGAUCUUUUAAAACCUGAUAUUGUAAUGGAAUUAGCAUGGAAACAUAAAUUAAAUGAUUAUGCUAUGCCAUAUAUGAUACAAACAAUGAGAGAUAUGCAAAAUAGGAUUGCUAAGUUAGAAUUAUCAGAAAAGGAACGUAAAGAAGAAGUUAAUGAAAAUCAAAGAACUGGAUCAAUGGAACCACAAUUAAUGUUAACAUAUAAUAACUCAACACCAAAUAUGGCAGGACUUGGAGGUGGUGUUCAAAUGGGUGGUACACCAUUUGGUAUGAAUACAUUCCCUGGAGCAACAACACAAGGUAUGCCUUUUGGUAAUUCAACUCCUAAUUUUUUUAAUGGAGGAAUGUAA
This is a messenger RNA of Strongyloides ratti, 5079 nucleotides long. RefSeq names its product Clathrin heavy chain. NCBI's taxonomy places the organism in Eukaryota, Metazoa, Nematoda, Chromadorea, Rhabditida, Strongyloididae. The coding region runs from base 1 to 5079 and encodes 1692 amino acids. The record is from RefSeq and is a predicted model, not a curated record. Gene Ontology annotation, biological process: intracellular protein transport; receptor-mediated endocytosis. Gene Ontology annotation, cellular component: clathrin complex; clathrin coat of coated pit; clathrin-coated endocytic vesicle. Gene Ontology annotation, molecular function: clathrin light chain binding; structural molecule activity. The transcript has 2 exons.